Molecule: messenger RNA, 1085 nt
Organism: Brassica oleracea var. oleracea
Lineage: Eukaryota; Viridiplantae; Streptophyta; Magnoliopsida; Brassicales; Brassicaceae
Exons: 2
Coding region: 82-891 (269 amino acids)
Source: RefSeq, a predicted model, not a curated record
ACACACACACACAUACACUUGCAUACAUUAUCAUCAAAAAGACACAAUAGAGAGAAAAGAGAGUGAAACUGAUUAGCCACAAUGUAUCUUCGACUUCUCUGUCUUGUCCUUCUAGCUUCUUGCUUGACACAUCAAGCCUUUGGCCGUGGUCGUAACCGCCCACCGCGUGAAGUAAGCUCGUAUCCUUCAUCUAGCAUCACAGUCGUCGGAGUUGUCUACUGUGACACUUGUUCAAGCAACACUUUCUCAAGACAAAGCUACUUCUUACAAGGAGUGGAUGUUCAUGUCAGCUGUAGAUUCAAAGCAAGCUCACCAAAGACAACAGAGGAAGUGAACAUAUCAGUGAACAGAACAACAAACAGAAGCGGCGUUUACAAGCUGGAGAUCCCUCACGUAGACGGUAUCAACUGCGUGGACGGUAUCGCCAUAGCUUCUCAAUGCAGCGCCAAGCUAAUCAAAACAUCGGACAGCAACAUCGGCUGCAACAUCCCCGUUUUUCAGACAGCAACCAACGAAGUAUCCAUCAAGUCAAAGCAAGACCGUGUCUGUAUCUACAGCUUAAGCGCACUCAGCUACAAACCUUCCCACAGAAACACCACACUUUGCAGCGGAGGAAAGAGGCAUCACGGGAGAGAGAAGGAGGAGGAGGAGAAGGCGGAGAAGAAGUUUAGAGACUCGAAGUUCUUUUGGCCGUAUCUGCCACCGUACUGGUUCCCUUGGCCGUACUCGACUCUGCCGCCGUUGCCUACUCUGCCUCCCCUUCCUUCCUUCCCUUUCCCUUUUCUUCCUUUAGCUAACCCUAAUCCAGCAUUGCCUGCGUUUGACUGGAAAGAUCCCAUCACUUGGAUACCUUAUCUCCCACGUUUCCCUCCCGGUGAUCACAAACCUUAGGGAUCAGUUUACCUCCACCUUUGGCUUUCUUCUUUAUUCUCUCUGUUUUGGCUUUCUUCUUCUCUCUGUUUUUUUGGUGAUCUCUUUUGGUUGGGGUUGAUUAUGUUUGUGUGUGAUUGAUUUGCUUAUUAUUGUGUAAAUUACUCUUCCAUUACAGAACAAUAUAGAUUUGGGUUUGAUGGACUUUUGUUUAA